AUGAGCUCGAGGGCGGAAGAGGCUCGCAGCUACUACUCAGAAGACGUGUCCAUGGACAGCCAUAGCUUUUUGGAGAUGUUACUGCUCGAUAGCUGCUUCAUUUUUCAUGCUUUCAGAUUGAUAAUUUGCCCGUUGCUCUACUCGGGAUGGCCGUCAGACCAAAUCAUGCUGGACUUGCUGAUGCUCGAGAACCAGAUCCCUUUCUUCGUCUUAGUCCAACUAUACUGUGGGCUCGGUGGGGAACAAGAAUUCAGGAAGUUCGCUGGGGCUUACGCUGGCACUAUCAUUCAUUAUGCCGUCAAUUCCUUUACUCGUUGCAAUAUGGGUAGCACUUGGGAUGACUCUAUCCUCCCCGAGCAAGUCCUCCAGCUGUUGCACCUGUUUCGCUUGUCCUUGGGUCCUUGCGGGAUCAAAUCCACACUUCCACCCCAACGCAUGAACGACUUCAUGGGCCCCAGUCCAAGAUAUGUUCCUAGCGUGACAGAGCUUCAGGAUCGAUCUGCUAUUGAGUUCCACACGAGAUAUUCGCACAGCAUCCUGGACAUAAGAUUCCACAGCGGGGUGAUGAAGAUCCCGUUCCUAGAACUCAAUGAUGGCAACAUUACAAUUCUCCGUAAUCUCAUCGCCUUUGAGCAAUGUUGCCCCCAAGUCGAACCUGGUGUCACAUCCUACGCAGCAUUCAUCGACUGCCUGAUAAAGACCGAAGAUGAUGCGAAUCUGCUUGAAAGGAGUGGGAUUCUGUUGAACAGCCUACCCACCAGCAGUGAUGCGGCCUUUUUCUUCAGCAAGUUGAGUCCAAGGGCUGAAGUUCGUAAGUCGACGUAUCUGGAUCACAUACUUGUUGACGUGAAUAGAUACCACAACAGCAAAUGGAAUAGAUGGAUAAGGUGGUAUGCUGAUCUAAAGCUCAAUUAUUUCUCCAGUCCAUGGUUGAGCCUCUUGAUGGUGGCCGCUGCUGUCCUCCUCAUUCUCAGCUUCACACAGAUCUGUUAUUCUGUCAUUAGCUAUUAUCAUUGGUGA
Messenger RNA from Phoenix dactylifera (date palm), 1020 nucleotides. Its product is annotated as UPF0481 protein At3g47200-like. NCBI's taxonomy places the organism in Eukaryota, Viridiplantae, Streptophyta, Magnoliopsida, Arecales, Arecaceae. The record is from RefSeq and is a predicted model, not a curated record.